UUGAAUGGGAGGAGCUGUUGCCUUGGAAACAGUUGAGAGGGAUGUAGGGCUGCAAACAAAUCAGUGCCGAGCAGCGGAGAAGGGAUAGUGCUGGGAGUCAGUUUUAACAUGGCUUCUCAAGAAAGGCCAACUUUUGCAGACAUAUUUGAUGAAGAUGAAGCACAACAAUCCUUUCUCAUGUCCAAACCCACUUGCUUUCUCAUUGUUGGAAAACCUGGAACUGGAAAAGCUACUUUAGGGAAGAAGAUUUCUCAGGCAUGGAACUCUAUUUUUAUUGAAGCUAAAGAACUGAUUACUGAUCAUAUUAAAAGAGGGACGGAUCAGGGCAAUAAGAUGCAGGCGCUCCUUCAUCAGGGCUUGAGUAUUCCUGAGGAACUAGUAACACAUUUAAUUUUGGACAAGAUAAAUUCUCCAGAGGUUGCUCAUCUUGGAUAUGUGCUAUGCGGGUUUCCCUCUCUAUGUGAAGAAUAUGUAAAGAUCCCCCAACAAAUUGAACUGAUUAAAAAUUUCAAGUUAACCCCAGAUAUUAUAAUUAAUAUUAAGUGCCCAGACACAGAUCUAGGAAAAAGACUGUGUGGCCUAAAGCAAGAUCCAAAUACAGGCAUUAUUUAUCAAAGAGAAGAUUGGGAUCCUGCUCUGAAAGAAAAACAGAAGAAGCAGCAAGUAGGAGAAGAGGGAGAAGAAGAGGAGGAGGAGGAGGAGGAGGAAGAGUUGGAAGAAGAACAGGAAGAAGAAAUGUCGUUAACAGAAAAGCUUGUUUAUAGGCCUGAAGACUUUCCUGAAAAUGUUAAAGAACGCAUAAAGCUAUUCAAAGAUAUUCUUCUGCGCCCUGUGGAGGAUCUAAUGAUUGACCAUGAUCCUCACUAUCUCAUAGAGCUGGAUGGAAAUAUGAAACCACAGAAAAUUUUUGAAACAGUAUUAUCUCGUCUUGUAUCUUUGGGGCUUCGACUUGGAUCAGUUGUGAUGAAGUUACAGAAUUCCGAGGAAGAAGAAACACUGCAGGAAACAGAUACUGAUCAACUCUUGCGAUUACUGGCAUCUAGCUCUAUGAUUGCUCCAAGAUAUAGGUGGCGCAGAAGCAGAUGGGGUCAGACAUGUCCUGUUGCUUUAAAGGAAGGAUUUAUUAAAAGAGGACUUGUGGAGUUUGCUGUUAGUUUCCUGGAUAAAAUGUAUUUGAUGUCUUCAGAAGAGGCACUUAGAAAAUUUAUGCAGAAUCCUCGUCAGUAUCUUCUCCCUCCCAUGCCACUUUCACCUUGUAAAGUAGCAGUGGUUGGACCGAAGUGCUCUGGAAAAACCACCCUUUGCAAUUUCAUAGCCAAUAAAUAUGCAGGAAAGGUCCUUGAUAUGUCUGUGCUUAUAAAACCAUUUGCUGAAGAAGCUAAGAAAAAUUUUAUAGAAAAAGCGGUGGAGGAAGCAACUGAACUGGCUAUUAAAACUGUGAGAAUGAAGUUACAAGAAGAGAGGAUUUUAAAAGAACAAGACAAACCAGAAGAAACAGAGGGGAUAGAAGAGCUGGAGUAUCAAAAGGAAAUGCCAGAAACCUUAGCUGCAGAGGUAUUGGAAGAAAUUACUGCUGAUCAUCCAGAGGUCUUAGAAAUAGUGGCUGAAGCUGUAAAAGCUGCAAGUGAGACUCCUGUGACCAUUACUCCAGAUCUUUAUAUGGCUGCACUAGAACAAGCAAUAAACAAGUUGCAUGAAGAAAAUAAAGAAAGAUUUACAAGUGAUCCACCAGCUGGGGGAUGGGUACUGGAUAAUUUUCCUAAUUCUCCAAACUGCUGGUUAGCAAUGGCGGACAGGGGAUUUCUCCCAGACACUGUCAUUUGUUUAAGAGAUUCAGCAGAUAAUGGAAAGUACUUGCUGAACAGACUGUACCUUAUGAAUGAACAAGACAUUAAUGAUAAUAUCAUUCAAAGACUUCAGAAAGAAAGAGCAAGGAAGCUACAAGAAGAGGAGGAGGCAAGGAAAGAACAGCUAGAAAUAAUGAGAUUGCAACAAGAGGAAAAACAGAGGCAAGAAGAGCAGCAGGAAAGCUCAGAGGAUGGCAUGGAAAUGUCUACAGAAUUGAGUGAACAGCCUUCUCACAUUGUUUCAGAGCAAGUUAUAUCUUCGGUGCCUUCUCCAAAUGAAGAAGUUCAAAGUAACAUGUCAGAACUAGAGGCUGGUGACAAGACUCUUCUAAGUAACACAGCUCCACUGCCGAUUUCUUCCAAGGAUGAGCACAACCUGGCAGAGCCCCAACCACAGCCAGAAAUUAUUUUGCCAGAAGUCCCAGAGGGCGGAUUCCCAGAUGUGCCAGAAAUGGAGCCACUGAAAGAGUUUAUUACCAAGUUUAAUGAAGGAUGGAUUCUGAUAGAACCAAUACUUAAUGAUGCAGGAAACCCAAUUCUCACAUAUUUGGAGAUAAAAGAGAAAUCACCUGAGACAAUGCUACAAGAAACCAUCAGUUCUAUGGAUAAACCAUUUAAGUAUUAUGGCUGGGAAAUGACAUCAGAAGACAUAGAUGAAGAAGCUGAAGACAUGCAAGCCGAGCUAGAUUCUGAGGAACAAGAACAGGAGGAGAAUGAAAAUGAGAGUGGAGGAGAAGAAGAAGAAGAAGAUGAAGAUCGCAUUCGUGAAAGGAAGAGAAACUAUGGGGAUUCCAAACACUUUUGUCCAGUGGCCCUAAAAGAUAAUUUUGUGCUGUAUCCUGGAGAAUCUGAAUAUGCAGCAGUAUACAGGGAGAAGCUUUAUUACUGUUCAACUCCUGAAGCAAGGGACAAGUUCCUAGACAAUCCUGAGAAUUAUAUAAUUAACAAAGAACCUUUAAAGGCUCCACCAUUGAGAGUGCUUUUAAUUGGAAACAGUGGUGCUGGCAAAACAGUUUGUGCAAGGUGGUUGGCAGAAAAAUUAGGCAUUUUCCACAUACAGUUUAGAGAGUACCUGCAAGAGAUAAUGCUUUCCAAACUUCAAAGGAAAAUUGGACCACAGUAUGCUGAGGAAGUAAAAGAGUAUCCAAAUGAGGAAACUCCUCUAAUGGAACUAGAAAAUAGUGACUUAGCUAUUGCCGAAGAAAACACUGCAGAGGAAGAGGUGGUUUUAACAGAUGAAGAAGAAGCAGUCAAAUCAUAUUUAGAAGAUGCAUCCCCAUUGCCAGCUGAACUGCUGGAUCAGAUUGUAACAGACUGGUGGUCAGAAGAACCUUUUCGCUCAACUGGGUUUAUAUUAGAUGGCUUUCCUAAUACAGCAGAAGAGACACAGUACUUAGGGGAGAAGGGCUUUUUCCCAGACAUUGCUGUCUUUCUUGAUGUAGAAGAAAGUGCCAUUUGCGACCGCCUUCUUCCUCCACGUUUGGCAAAAUGGAAAGAACGUCAAAUGAGAAAAGAGGAGCGCAAACAAAAAUUAAAAGCACUCAAGAAACAAAUAAGGGACGAUCAGAUUGCAAAGAGAAGGGCUGAAUUAAUGGCUGAACAAAAUAAAAUGAAAGAAGAAAAAGAGAAUCAAAAAAACCCAGAUGAACAGGAGGAGGAGGAGGAGGAAGAAGGUGAUGAAGGGGAUGAUAUUGAACUCAUUCUUUCAGAAGAGUUUCCAGAUGAGGAAGAAGAUGAUGAGGAAGAAGAGGAGUCAGAAUAUGAUGCAGUUGAAAGAAUGAAAAGUGAAAUAGGGGAGAAGUGUGAAGCUGAAGCAGAGUCUCUAGAAACAGUGAAGGAUGAGCUUCAGAGACUUAAGAUCCCUGUUGUGACAAUAAAUGGAGGCCGGAAACGACAUAUUGUGCACUACCAGUUAUAUGAGAAGCUAAGAAAUCUUGUAGAAAACCGUGAAAGCCUCUUUGAAAAAAGCUACCCCAUUAGCCUUGCUGUUGCUAAUAAGAUGCUCCAAAUGUCUUACAAACAGCCUAGUGUCUUUGGACGGUGGGACCCAGUCAAGCUAAGCCAAGGAGAGGUAAUAAAACCAUUUUUCACCCAAGAAAAUCCCGGCUUUCCAUUACUAUACCGCCAAUAUAUUUACUUCUUCUCGACAAAGGAAAACAGGAACUUAUUUAUGAAAAAUCCUAUCAAAUACAUCCAGCAGGCAAAACCCAAGCCAUCAGUGCCAAUAAGAAUAGCUGUUGUUGGGCCUCCUAAAUCUGGCAAGACUUCAGUUGCUAAGAUGUUUACGAGUUUAUAUGGGCUGAAAAGACUUUCAAUUGGAGAUGCCAUUCGCUCUGUUUUGGAAAAUCAGCCAAACACUGAAUUGGCAACAGAAUUAAACUCUAUACUUCGGAAAGGGUUGGUUUUGCCUGAUGAUCUUUCUGUUAAGUGUCUAGAAGUAGCUUUGAUGGAUUUAACUUCUAAUACAAAUGGAGUUGUUUUUGAUGGUUUUCCUGUUACCAAACAUCAAGUAGAUCUUCUGGAAGCCUGCAGUAUAAUUCCUAUAAAAAUAUUUGAGCUGCAAGCCCCUAUAAAGGAAGUGUUAAAAAGAGGACUGGAAGACAAGAAGAACUCUAACAGGCCUUACCCUGUGCAUGAUAGUGCUCAAAUUCUUGUUGUACGCAACUCCUGUUAUAAACAAGAAGUCAUUCUGACCAAAGAACACUACUCAAAGCUGCAUCAGAACUGGUGUGAAGUUGAUUCUUUAAGGAGUAAAUGGUGGGUUUCCAACAAAAUUACUGGAGAAGUUCAGAAAAGUAUCAAUCAAAUACAGUCCUACUUGGAGAGAAUAAAAGAAGGUAUGGCAGCUGGCAUUGCUGACUUCUGCAUCACUCCUCAGGAGCUAGUUUCUCGGCUGGGUGAGUUUGGACAAUACUGCCCUGUGUGUCUAGCACAAAGGGGAGAGCUUGUUGACUGUUCUGGAAAUCCAUCCCUGCAGUUUGCUGCAGAAUUCCGGGGACACUAUUACAAGAUGGCUUCACAGAAGGAGCUGGAUGCUUUCUUGAAAAGUCCUGAAUUAUAUGUGCCACCUCUUGCACCGCGCCCAAUCCCUCCUCCUGAGCUGUUACCAAAAACGCUAACUGUGGCUGAUGUGAAGGCAAAAUUUCCUAAAAAUGCAGAAAUGAAGGGGUAUUGCCCAGUUACCUAUGUUGAUGGUAAUAAAAGAUACGAAGCACUGGUCCCUGGUCAUAUUGAGAAUGCAGUAGAAUACAGAGAUAAGAUUUAUAUUUUUGAGACCAAGGAAAAGCUACAGAAGUUCAUGAGACUUCCAGAGAAAUACUACAAUCAGAAGCUUCCAUGCAAACUUCCACCAAAAAUAGAACCUGUGCUUUUGACUUCACUUCCAUUAACUGGAUACCUUGAGCAGGGAGCUGCAACUGCUUUAAUAAAAGCAAUGAAUGAUGUAGGCUGCCUAAAGCCCAAGUAUCCAUAUCUAAACAUCAAACAAUCUGCUCUGCUCUAUAUUGCUUUUCAUUUAAAAGCUUUUAAUCCUCGGAAUUCUGAUUACAUACGAAAUAAAUACAAGAAAAAGCUGGAACAAUUUGUGGAGCGAUGUGAACUUAUAACAUACCUUGGAGACACAAUGACUCGCAAGUACAAAGAACCCCAAAGAAGGCCCAUUGAUUUUGACUUUAAGAUGCAGUCUUUCUUGUCAUUGAAAGGCAUGGACCCAACCUGCAUUUAAUUUUUUUUUUAAUGUAUACUGUACAAUAGUUCUCAUUUAUUGUAAAUUGUUGUAAGACAUCUGUAUUAAGUCUUUGCGUUAAAGAAUUUAAGACUACA
Molecule: messenger RNA, 5669 nt
Organism: Xenopus tropicalis (tropical clawed frog)
Lineage: Eukaryota; Metazoa; Chordata; Amphibia; Anura; Pipidae
Gene: ak9
Product: adenylate kinase 9
Exons: 39
Coding region: 109-5571 (1820 amino acids)
Molecular function (GO): ATP binding; nucleobase-containing compound kinase activity
Source: RefSeq, a predicted model, not a curated record